CUGGAAUAUUCUGACAUUUUAUCUACCAGACGUUCUAGUUUUGUUUAUGUUAAAAGACCUUCAUUUUUAGUUUUGCUAAAAUACUUGAAAAUACGGUUGGAAGUGUAAAUUUACUGCAUAAAAAUAGCUUAGAUUUCUCUAACAUUGUUGAAGAUCGAUAAUAUUACCAGAAAUAAUUGUGUGGAUGGAUAAUAUUUUAUCAUCUAAAUACUUUGUUUCAUUUUGGUUGUACUACUGCAAAUAUUAUACAAGUGUACUAACGUAUAUACAUGUGUAGAUUUUUGUUAUCAAUAUGAUUCGGCUGAAGUACCAAUAGUAAAGCAUACACGAACUAUUUAGCUCAAUAUCGACCUCCGUAACAACACAAAAUGGCGGACGAAAUCCCUGUGAUACCGAAAGCAGGAACUUUAGUGAUAAAUAGCGGGAAUAUAGUAAACUGGAACAGAUUAAAAAGAAAACUGUCACAAACACCGACAGAUGAGAUCAGUGAAUGUGUGAGUUCAACAUUACAAUCAUUCCUGGCAUCUGCAGACAAAAAUGAGUUACAGUAUGUGACAGACCUCAAUUGUGUUCAUCAGAAAUUUAAGGAGACAAUUCCUAGUAGUGAAAGAGGGGACUUUAAACUUACAGUGAAGAUUUUCCUUUGCUCACUGCAGCAUGUAAGCCCAGAAGCAGUUAAAGAGGCUGUUGAGAGAGCAUUAACAGAGUUAGAUGUGAAAUUUAUAGAGACCGCCCUACUUGCAUUCCCGGAGAUAGAAAAUGAGGAUGUUACCCUGGAGAUGAUUCAACCAUUCUGGAAGGUUCUUGAAGGCCUGGUUCACAGGGAGCUUGUAUGGUCAAUUGGCAUGGCUGAUCUUGAUAAAACUUUACUUGAGGAAUUGUAUGAGUGGGCAGAUGUAAAGCCAGUAAUAAAUCAGGUGAAUUUAGACUCGUGUUGUGUGAUGCCAAAAGACCUUGUAGAGUAUGCCAAACAGAAGGAUAUACAGCUUCUUACACAUAAUGAUCCAAGAACUGUUUUUUCAUCCGAGACUUUACAAGAGGUUAUUCGAGAAAACAGUACGGAGAAGGACAGUGGUAACUGGGAUGCAUUAUGGGUACUACGUUAUUCGGUUCUCAUUAAAGAUCGAGGCAUCAUCAAAGCUAAAGGAUACCUUUUGAAAGCUGAGAAAGACAUCAAGAAAAGAAAAUGUCAAAUGGAAGCAUAACUGUGAUAUUUGAAUUUAUACGUGUGCGGGUCAUGAUAUGUGGUGAUUUUAGUUAUAUAGUCCCUUUUUGGUAGUUCUGCACAUUCUGAUCUAAUCGUUUUCUACAAUGUAGAAAUUGAUUUAACUCUAAUUAUUUCAAUACUUCAGAGCAUACUUGGAAAAAUCGGCAACUAAAAAUGAUAAGGUAUUGCGCUUGAUUUUUUGCCAGAAUGAUUUUUAAAAAUUUGGACUUCACAGAAGUUUUCAUAAUAGACAGCUAUAGAAAAAUCACAAUUGUUAUAUCAUUUUCAUGAAUUUUUUUUUCUACAAUGUGGAUUUGAAUGAAACUCACUACAGUCAUAAAUAGAGUCUGUGUGCUUCGAGAUUAAAGAGGUUCGCACUAUACACGCAAGCUGUAAGAUCUUAUUUGGAAUUAUUUAACUUAUCAGAGAUUUGAAUAUUAUAUUCUGUCUUUAAAAAGAUAGUUACAUUGCCGUUUCACAGGUUGCCAUUAAUUUAUAUAACGAUUUUCAUUUUAGUAUGUCGAGUCCAUACUUCAUUCUACUUUAUCCGGAUAAAUGACAUUUUGCCUCUACUUCCAGUUUAUUUAACAUGCAGAACUACCUUAAGUAUCUAUUGAAAACUUCCGUAAAGUAGAACCUAUUUUAAUUAGAAGGAUACUGUGAAAUCAUUGAUUUUCAUAGGAACAGAAUUUCAUGGUUUUGGGACAAAUAAUGCCUUAGAUCUUUCUCAGCCAUCAAAGCUGGAAAAUGGACAUAGGACCAAUAAUUUUGUCGGUGUGAACCAUAAUUGGGUCGGUGCGAUGAUCAACUCGACAAAAACAAAAAUGAAAUCCACAAAAAGAAGUCCCUUAUGAAUAUCAAUGAUUUUACCUUCUGUAGACAUCAUCUUUUACAUUUAGUUGCAGUUUGGAGUUAAGAGUUCUAACUUUCAGAUUAAUACAGCUUUCUUCAUUGGCACUGGUAUCAAAAAUAUUAUAAGUUAAAAUUUUGAAGGAUGUUCAGAUAUUUGUUAUUCUAAACUUAGACAUUUUUUAUUUCUAAACUGAUACCAUCCUGCCUGAUUUCCUGAAUGUGAACUCCAACUUUGAAUUGAAUGCUUUAAUUUGAACUUGGAUAGUUUGUUUGUUAUGUUUUUUUGUUGUUUUUUUUUCUUUAAAUGUACACUCGUACAUACAUUAAAAACACCGGCUAUUUAACCUCCCUACUAUAAAACAUGCUUUUAUAAAGAUCACUACUUUUUUUCCCUGUUUAAUCAGAAAAAUAGUGAAAUUUACCUGUGUUGGGAAAUCACCUGUUAGCAAAGAGGACUUGUGAUAUUUACAAGCUGGUUCUUUAAUAUGUAUGUGUGUAAUUGCUUACUUCAGGUGCUCUGUUUAAGAGUGAUUUAUGGGAACAAUACAUUUCUUAGCUUGUCUAUACAAAGUUGUUCUACUCUACCUGGCGUGCUUGUCCUUUCAUUUUCCAUAUUUUGGUUAAAUUUCAGAUGUACUUUCUCUUUAUCUCUGUUACUUGAUGAUGGAUUUAUUUCUUAAAAUAGAUAUUCAUCAUCAUCACCCAUACAACAUGACACAAGGCCAUAACUCCGUUUUUAAUAUUGCAUGAAUUAUGUCCCUUUUUUACUUAGAAUUUCUGAUUAAUUUUGUUACACUUUCACUAUAUCUCUGUUAUUUCUGAAUGGAUUUGAUUUAACCUUAAAGCAAAGCCUGCCCGUUUAGCUUAGUAGGGAGAGUGUCUCAUCUGAAAUCACUAGUCCUCCAUCUCUGAUUGUGGGGAAGUUGGCAUUUACUUGCUGAGAACAGGUUUGUUCUGCUACAGAAUCCAGGAACACCGGUUAGGUUUACUGCCAGCUGUUACCUAACUGAAAUACUGUUAAAAAAUAGUGUUAAACCCAACACAAACAAACUUUGGUAAUUAAGCUGCAAUUUGUUAAAAAAAAAAAACCCUAUCAUUUAGUGGAUGAAACUCGAAUGAUUUUACACAGUCACAUGCUCUCAAUACAUAUAGUUUGCAGAGAGUUUACAUACUGCUUGCCAUGGAUAGAAUAUCUUAAACAUUUUUGAAAAUUCCUUUGGACUUAUUAAAGCUUAACUACAAAGGAUUAAUGAUGUUAAAUACACUUCUUGAUUGUAUAUUUUGUUGUUUGUAUUUAUAUUUAAGAAUAUCAAAAUGUUAGAAAGGCCAGCUGCUACACCAUUGUCAAAUGUGUUGUUAUUUUUAUUAAGACGAUAUUGUUAAGUUUUCUUUGUUCACAGACUAUAUUUAUGUAGAUAGAUGUUGUAAGCAGAUUUUUAUUGUUUUAUGUAUAUUUAGUUACAAUAGUGCCGAUGUUUUUCCACUAAGGAGAUAGUUAUUUCAGUUUCCAAGUAACGGCAAUUAUACAUUGAAAUUCUAAAUAUAUUAGCAAGUCAUGCAACUGGUAUUUGAAACUUAUGACAAGCUGUUUCUGGUUUUUAACUUGACUAUUCAAAGAAUAAGAAGGGCUACUGUACUCACCUUGGCAUCAGCAUCAGCAUUGCAUUCAGUUUUAAGGCUUCACUGUAUAUUCUGAACUUCUACCUCUAUAAUCAUCAAACUUCACACAAGAGAUGAUCUUGGUAUGGGCAGAUAUUGAUAAUUUAGGGCCAGGUAUCCUAAAGGUCAGGGUCACAUGGGCCAAAUGUUGUAGCUGUGCUGCAAGAGUCUUGAUUUCACUGUAUCAUCUCAACUAAUGUCUUAUCAUCAUCAGACUUCAUACCGGUAUAAAGGCUGAUCUUAGUAGUUAGGUUUGGGUCAGGUAUCUUAAAGGUCAGGUACAUUGGGGAUUGGGUCAAGUACUGGUUAGGUUAACUGCCCGCCGUUACAUGUCUGAAAUACUGUUGAAAAACUACGUUAAACCCAAAACAAAUAAACAAACCUAAAUAAAAGUACAUCUAUGUACAUUUUUUGAAUAACUUAUAUCCCAUUUUGUUUCUUUCUGUUCACACACCUUCAUUUUACACCCUGACCUUUCCCAUACCCUACACCCGGUCAGGAUAAAAUAUCCCUUACAGUUUCAAAGUACAUUGUAUCCCCGAUACCAUGCCCCCAUUCCUUAUGCUGUAUCUCAUUAUUUCUUAGAUGCUGUCAUAAUGCUGUGUCCAACCCCAAUGAAAAUAAUAUUUCACACACAAAUAAUAUCAUCUUGGUGAACAGUUUCAGAUAGUCGAGCCCACUGCCCGUCAGACAGCUCUUGAAGUAAGGAGCUAUUUGUGAAGAAAAACUUGAACCUUUAGCCUGCUAAAAUGAACAGACCCAUCAUUCAAUUUUGGCAGUACCAUUUGUUAUUUGAAGGGAUGUUCAAUGAAAAAUUAUUGAUUGAAUAGCAAACAGUGCAGACCAUGAUCAGCUUGCAUGGAUGUGCAUGCUGAUCUUGGUCUGCUCUGGUCGCAAAGGCAGAAACAUUAGCUGCUAGCAGGUUAAAGGUUAAUAAUGCUGCAUUGUUUUAAAAUCUGUUUAAUUGAUAUUUAGUAAACUUUAUGAUGUAUUAUGUAUCUAUUUUAUCUUUUUUUUUAUCGUAUAAUUUUGCGAUGCAUUAGAUAGGGUGCAUGCUGAUUGCAUGUGUUAUACUUGUAUACUUUUUUAUGUGGUAAUAAUGUAUUUAGGGAUUAUUACACAUUCAUAACUACUUUACUUUAACAGAUUUUUUAUGAUUUAUUUUGUAAAACAAGAAAAUUCUGGGUUGUAUAACUUUAUAUAGUUAAGAUAACAUGAGCCCGCGCCAUGAGAAAACCAGCAUAGUGGCUUUGCGACCAGCAUGGAUCCAGACCAGCCUGCGCAUCCGUGCAGUUUGGUCAGGAUGCAUGCUGUUCGCUGAGGGUUUCUCUAAUUGCUAUAGGCUUUGAAAGCGAAGAGUGUGGAUCCUGACCAGACUGCGCGGAUGCGCAGGCUGGUCUGGAUCCAUGUUGGUCGCAAAACCACUGUGUUGGUUUUCUCAUGGCAAGGCUAAAUAACAUGACCAAAUUUGAUAGACAUUAUACUGUACCAUAUAAAUUUUUAAUUGCAAUAAACGCAUUAACAUUG
Messenger RNA from Mercenaria mercenaria, 5245 nucleotides. Its product is annotated as glutamate--cysteine ligase regulatory subunit-like. The record is from RefSeq and is a predicted model, not a curated record. NCBI's taxonomy places the organism in Eukaryota, Metazoa, Mollusca, Bivalvia, Venerida, Veneridae. Gene Ontology annotation, biological process: glutathione biosynthetic process. The coding region runs from base 369 to 1205 and encodes 278 amino acids. Gene Ontology annotation, cellular component: glutamate-cysteine ligase complex. The transcript has 7 exons. Gene Ontology annotation, molecular function: enzyme regulator activity; glutamate-cysteine ligase catalytic subunit binding.